Molecule: messenger RNA, 1748 nt
Organism: Dioscorea cayenensis subsp. rotundata (Guinea yam)
Lineage: Eukaryota; Viridiplantae; Streptophyta; Magnoliopsida; Dioscoreales; Dioscoreaceae
Product: 3-oxoacyl-[acyl-carrier-protein] synthase I, chloroplastic-like
Exons: 7
Coding region: 105-1487 (460 amino acids)
Biological process (GO): fatty acid biosynthetic process
Molecular function (GO): 3-oxoacyl-[acyl-carrier-protein] synthase activity
Source: RefSeq, a predicted model, not a curated record
UCUCUCUCUCGCCCAUUUGCGAGAACUCGAGCUCUCUCAAUCUCUCUCUCUCUCUCGCUUCUUCUCGGCGCCGAGAUGCAAGCCCUACGCGCAGCUCCGACCCGAUGGUCUCCGCCUACGUCCCGGCGCCGGCGCCGGUGGCAAGACGUCCUAUGCGCCGCCGCCUCCCAAUUCCUUCUCCAGCGAUCCGCGCAUCGGCUGCUGUUGCAUCGGCGCCGAAGCGGGAAACGGAUCCGAAGAAGCGGGUUGUGAUCACGGGGAUGGGACUCGUCUCCGUAUUCGGCAACGAUGUGGAUCUCUACUACGAUCGGCUUUUGGCGGGGGAGAGUGGGAUCGGGCUAAUUGAUCGAUUUGAUGCGUCUAAGUUUCCGACGAGGUUCGCCGGACAGAUCCGAGGGUUCUCGUCGGAGGGGUACAUCGACGGGAAGAAUGAUCGGAGGCUUGAUGAUUGCCUCCGGUACUGCCUUGUUAGUGGGAAGAAGGCGCUUGUGAACGCCGGGCUUGCUCUUGGAUCGCCGGAGCUUGAGAAGAUUGACAAGGUUCGGGCAGGUGUGCUUGUCGGGACAGGCAUGGGUGGUCUCACAGUGUUUUCCGAUGGAGUUCAAGCUCUCAUAGAGAAAGGCUACAGAAAGAUAACUCCAUUCUUCAUCCCCUAUGCAAUAACAAAUAUGGGUUCUGCCUUACUUGCCAUGGAUAUUGGUUUUAUGGGUGCAAACUAUUCGAUUUCAACUGCUUGUGCUACCUCCAACUACUGUUUCUAUGCCGCGGCCAACCACAUCCGUAGAGGUGAGGCUGAUAUAAUGAUUGCUGGUGGUACGGAAGCUGCUAUUAUUCCAAUUGGGAUCGGAGGUUUUGUUGCUUGUAGGGCUCUGUCUCAGAGAAACGAUGAUCCUAAAACCGCAUCGAGGCCAUGGGACAAAGGCCGUGAUGGCUUUGUUAUGGGUGAAGGUGCUGGUGUCCUGGUUAUGGAAAGCUUGGAACAUGCAAUGAAACGUGAUGCGCCAAUUAUAGCCGAGUACCUGGGUGGUGCUGUGAAUUGUGAUGCAUAUCAUAUGACUGAUCCGAGAGCCGAUGGACUUGGUGUUUCGAGUUGCAUUCAAAGCAGUCUUGAGGAUGCUGGAGUAGCACCGGAAGAGGUUAACUACAUAAAUGCCCAUGCGACCUCCACACUUGCUGGUGACCUAGCUGAGGUGAAUGCCAUAAAACAGGUGUUCAAAAACCCAUCCGAAAUUAAAAUCAAUGCAACCAAGUCUAUGAUAGGACAUUGCCUUGGUGCAGCAGGUGGUUUGGAAGCCAUUGCAAGUGUGAAAGCCAUAACAACUGGGUGGCUGCAUCCUUCCAUAAACCAAUUUGAUCCAGAGCCUGCAGUUGAAUUCGAUACAGUUGCGAAUGUGAAGCAACAACAUGAAGUCAAUGUUGCAAUUUCAAACUCAUUUGGAUUCGGAGGACACAACUCAGUCGUCGUUUUCGCCCCUUUCAAGCCAUGAUUGAUAAAUUAUUAGAGUUAUCAUUGUUGCAAGGGCCCUAUACCUAAUUGAUACACAUCACUCCGGAAAUUGUUUCAUUUAGAAUGUUCUGCCAAUUUUGGUACUAGGAUGGUGAAGAGUUUGAGAGAUGUUUUCCAUGCUACAAUUCAAUUCCUUCAUUUUAUCUUUAAUUGGAUUUUUAAUUUGUAGUACUUUUUCACAUUUGAUGUACUCCUUGUUGAACUCUUGAGUUUCGAUCCAAUUCACUGCUUUUCUUAUGUA